AUUAUUCUAUCCUCCCCUGCCGACUGGAAGCACUGGUUCCUUACUGUGCAGACCAAAGCCAAAUCCGAGGAUAUUUGGGACUAUUGCAACCCCUCCAAGCCUACCACCGAUCCUACUACCCAGCUUAACAAGCCUGGCUGGCCUGCCGUACCGGCAGCGGCCAACGCCACCGACACCUGGACACCUGCAGCCCAAUUAAGCUGGAAACAAGACCAGGAGGAUGCUCGCAUCAAGCUAGCCAGCUACAGCUCCAAACAAGAGGCCCUUAACAAGCUCCGUGUUCAUAUCGUUGAAACAGUAGCCACACGUUAUAUUCCUCUUAUCAGCCAAUCAGAAUCAGCACACGAUAUGCUGAUUGCCCUCAAGAAUCAGGUUGCUCCAUCCGACCAUGUACGCCGCUACGAGCUACAAACACUAUGGCAGCGGCAACGGGCAUUUCCACAAGAUUCAAGCAUUGAACAAUGGCUCCAGGAUUGGAAUGUGCUCUAUGUAGAGUGCAAAGAGCUACAGCUACCUGAAGCAACCGAGACCAGGGCACAGCACGACUUCCUAUUGUCAAUUCAGUCAAAGAAUCCAGAGUUUUCCACAUACUGGCAGAACAAGAUCUAUAACCGCACCACCCGAGCUAAGGCUGCCCCUACGCUGCAGGAACUAGUUGAUCUAUUCCGUGACCAGCGGCGGAGGGCUCUAGCUAUUGAAGGCACAGUUACCAGCCACUCUGCAUUCGCAACAACCCUCAAUGGUGUAGAGUUGAACCCACCAGCUACGCCGGCAGCCACGCCGGCAGCCACGCCGGCAACCACACAGGCCUCCACAGCCAGCAGGCUAAAUAGCUACAAACAGCUUCCAAAAUGCAUCUGCGGAGACCGGCAUUACUAUUCAGACUGCCCGUACAUCUGUGCAAACAAGCGACCAGAUGGAUGGGAAAGCGACCCAGCUAUAGAAGCCAAGCUUCACAACAACGUUCAAAAC
Messenger RNA from Mytilinidion resinicola, 972 nucleotides. RefSeq lists its product as uncharacterized. The transcript has a single exon. Lineage: Eukaryota; Fungi; Ascomycota; Dothideomycetes; Mytilinidiales; Mytilinidiaceae. The record is from RefSeq and is a predicted model, not a curated record. The annotation marks the transcript as partial.